Molecule: messenger RNA, 2392 nt
Organism: Pangasianodon hypophthalmus (striped catfish)
Lineage: Eukaryota; Metazoa; Chordata; Actinopteri; Siluriformes; Pangasiidae
Gene: lims2
Product: LIM and senescent cell antigen-like domains 2
Exons: 11
Coding region: 158-1348 (396 amino acids)
Biological process (GO): positive regulation of substrate adhesion-dependent cell spreading; positive regulation of integrin-mediated signaling pathway; cell-cell junction organization
Cellular component (GO): cell-cell junction; focal adhesion; cytoplasm
Source: RefSeq, a predicted model, not a curated record
GUGAUGAUGGCAUCAGUCUAUUUGUAGUGAAGCACAGGGGGAAGUGAUCUGCCUGUUUUCAGACUCUUACAAAACUGUUUUCUCACAGUGCCACAGAUGAGCCCAAUCCUUUUGGAUAACUUCAAGUAACCUGACUGACUUUUGUAUUGUAACCAACAUGGAGGCACAGAAACGAGGAAUUCCGGCUUCAAUUCCUGAGAACGAAGAGCUCAUAGAGGUGCAGAUUUAUGGGAUCCAGGACAGGCAAAAUGGUGGAGAAGCCGAAGUGCCUCUCUCGAAAUCUCAGAGAAGACGUAGUGAUGUGAAAGUCUAUAAAGAGUUUUGUGACUUCUAUGCUCGCUUUAAUAUGGCAAACGCCCUUGCUAAUGCUAUUUGUGAACUUUGCAAAGCUGGCUUCACUCCUGCUGAGAAAAUUGUAAACAGUAAUGGGGAGCUGUAUCAUGAGCAGUGCUUCGUGUGUGCACAGUGUUUCCAGCAAUUUUCAGAAGGGUUAUAUUAUGAGUUUGAUGACCGAAAAUACUGUGAGCAUGAUUUCCACAUGCUCUUUGCUCCUUGUUGUAAUCAGUGUGGGGAGUUCAUCAUUGGUCGUGUUAUUAAGGCCAUGAACAAUAGUUGGCACCCAGAGUGUUUUUGCUGUGAUAUCUGCCACACUGUGCUUGCUGAUGUUGGUUUUGCAAAGAAUGCAGGCAGACACCUGUGUCGUCCAUGCCACAUCCGUGAAAGAGCUUGUGGCCUUGGCAAGUAUAUUUGCCAGAAGUGUCACACCAUCAUCGAUGAACAGCCGCUCAUCUUCAAAAAUGAUCCUUACCACCCUGAUCACUUUAACUGCAACAACUGUGGUAAGGAACUCACUGCUGAUGCCAGGGAGCUAAGGAAUGAGCUGUAUUGCUUGCCUUGCCAUGACAAGAUGGGCGUGCCAAUCUGUGGGGCAUGCAGAAGGCCGAUAGAGGGCAGAGUGGUGAAUGCAGUGGGCAAGCAAUGGCAUGUUGAGCAUUUUGUGUGUGCCAAGUGUGAGAAACCUUUUCUAGGCCAUCAGCAUUAUGAACGCAAAGGCCUGGCUUAUUGCGAGACCCACUACAAUCUGCUCUUUGGAGAUGUCUGUCACCACUGCAAUCGUGUCAUCGAGGGAGAAGUCAUUUCAGCACUGAAUAAAGCCUGGUGCAUCAACUGCUUUGCCUGUUCCACCUGCAGUUCUAAGCUGACCCUCAAGGACAAGUUUGUGGAGCUUGAUCUGAAGCCUGUAUGCAAACAGUGCUAUGAAAGAAUGCCAACGCAGCUGAAGUACCGUCUAGCUAAGCGUGAACAUGACUCCAAGGACAGAAGAAAGAAGAUUGGUAUCUGUCUGUAAAGUUCUCCUUUUAACUGGCAUAGUGCAAUCCUCAUAUGGAAAUGUACCACGUGUGGAUAUUUUUGCUAUCUCAAGACCUUCAGAUUUUCCCCCAGUCUAUUGUGUGGACAUAUACUUGUUGAAAUAUAUAUGAAAUGUUCAGUUGCAUGAAUGAGUGUAAGUGUUUUUUAGUGGUUUGCUAUAACCUGUGACAUGUACGUUUCUUUACCUCAUGCACCAUAAUGAUACAUAUCAAUGCAUUUUUUAGGUUAUUAAUAGGGGUUUAUGGGUUCCCAACCAAGGAUGCCCAUUACCGUGAAUAUAUGCAUACAGAUGAUAUAAAAAGUGUACACAGCCCCGUGUAAAAUUGCAGGUUUAUGUGAUGUAACAAAAUGAAACCAAGAAAAAUCAUGCCAGAUCUUUUUCCACAUUUAAUGGGAUAUAACAACUAACAACAUUCAAGUGAACAACCUAUAGAAAAUAUUUAGGGAAAAAGAGAGAAAGAACAAGCUGACUGUAACCUGGUUGCACAAGUUUACAAGGGAUGUGUAGACUUUUUAUAUCCACUGUGACAGAGGUUCCUAAAGUGGGGUCCCCCCAGGGUCCAAUGAAGCAUAGCUGGUGGCUGCAAUUUUUAAAUUUAGUUGAAGUGGUCGAAAUCACAAACCACCAUUUCAAAGUUAUAUUUAUCAUUGAGAUCUUAUAGUUAUUAAUCUAUUUGACUGGUUAUUUUAAUUAAAUGGGCUUUAUCCAAACCUCAGUUGCUCAAAAGUAUGUAGGCCUACAUAUACUGUGGACUUGGACCUAAUGUGUUGUGUCAGUGAAAAUGUCAGGAAUAAAUAGCCAGGAUAUUAUUUUACACAUUUAAAUAAUGAUUAAAUAAUGGCUAACAUUUGAGUAGUUGGACUAUGUUCAUAAAAUGCUGUGUACUGUGGGGCCUCUGUAGAAUUUAUUUUAUAAAGACGUCACUGAGUACAAAAAGUUUAAAAGCUUCUGCCUUAUGACACUAUUGACCACAUGCUGAGUGGAACUACAUUUAAAAAUUAAAAACACAUUGUGAUGGAA